This is a messenger RNA of Stegodyphus dumicola, 1239 nucleotides long. RefSeq names its product endothelin-converting enzyme 1-like. The record is from RefSeq and is a predicted model, not a curated record. Gene Ontology annotation, biological process: protein processing. Gene Ontology annotation, cellular component: plasma membrane. Gene Ontology annotation, molecular function: metalloendopeptidase activity. Lineage: Eukaryota; Metazoa; Arthropoda; Arachnida; Araneae; Eresidae.
UUGAGCAAAAGGCCACGGUGGGAACUGGAAAAUAGGUUUUUGAAAAAUGGCCCAGACCAUUACGAAACAGUUCAGUACUUCAAAUUAAUGACAGAAACUGCCAAAACUCUUGGUGCAGAUGAACCUACUUCGCAGAAUGAACUCAAGGAAGUUCUCGAUUUCGAAAUCAGGCUAAUUAAUAUUAGUUUAGAAAAUUCGAAAGAAGAGAAUGAUACGUAUUGCACCAUCCAGGAACUUAAGGAUAAAAUACCACAGUUUGAUUGGAUGAAAUUUUUCAAAACUGUACGGAAUGAUGAAAUCCUUGAAAAUGAAACCGUGCUCGUUAGUGAUCAGGAUUACAUCAUGAACGUUGCCAGUUUGAUCGUAAAUGCAAAGAAAAGGGUGCUGGCCAACUACAUGAUAUGGAAAUUUGUGAAAGAAUCGUUUCCCAUGUUGGGUCUGGACUGGACGCCUCGUCGAGAAAAAUGCUUCGACUUCAUUUAUAACAAAUUCUCAAUAAUUUUUGAUUCAAUCUACAUAAGACAAUACCUACCAGAGGACAUCAAGAAAGCUGCUCUGGUGAUAACUACAUACAUAAAAAAGGAAUAUAUAAAUAGGAUAUAUGAAACUGAUUGGAUGGAUGAGGAAUCCAGCACAUACUCUGUGAAAAAGGCUAAUGACACGAAGUUGCAAAUUGGCUUCCCGAAGAUAUUUUUGAAUGAUACAUAUCUAUCGGAUAUGUACAGUAAAGUGACGUAUAAUAAUGAAAGUUUCUUCAAUAACAUUCUAAACAGAAAGAAAUGGAUGAAAACCGUGUUUAGCGAAUGGAUUGACAAAAACUUCUUUGAACUGAAAGCUCAUACAGAAGAAAUAUGGGAUCCGUUCUUCUUAGCAAUCACCUCAAGUGCCGCUAUUGAUCUUGUGAAGAACAUAAUUGACAUUAGCGUUGCAGUAUUCCAAGACCCUUUGUUCAACAAGGAUCGACCAAAAUACUUGAAUUUUGGAAGUGUAGGUUUUCUUUUUGGACAUGAACUUACGCAUCAAUUCAAUGGACGAAUACUAGAGUAUUUAUCAGAUUAUUCUGGUAAAAUAGUGGGCAACGGUUGGAGCAACGAUACUAACAAACAUUUCAAAACUAAAACCAACUGUUUCUUGGAACAAUACGCUAAGUAUACUACUGGUAAUGGAAUGAAGAUGGAUGUUAAUAAAACCCUUAUAGAAAAUAAAGCUGACAACCUUGGUUAUGAACUAGCUUAUCUG